Oryzias latipes (Japanese medaka) is the source of this 2489-nucleotide messenger RNA. The record is from RefSeq and is a predicted model, not a curated record. NCBI's taxonomy places the organism in Eukaryota, Metazoa, Chordata, Actinopteri, Beloniformes, Adrianichthyidae.
UGAGGGCGGGGCGAGAGGGCGGGGGAAGCUGAGAAACGUCACGACUGUCAUUGUGAUGCUGCAGCUGGUGAGGUGGACCAGACCCCGUCCCCGCACAUCAGAUGAAGGCCCGUCCAGCUCUCAUCAGACCCACUCACGACGCGUCCAGCAUCGUCGGGCUUCGACCCUUCUUCUGCCACGGCGAGCGCACAGAAAGGAGGGAGGCGGGCCCCACAGUUUGAGAACCACUGGUCUAGAGGAACUCCAAACUCCAUACCUUCUUCGCGGAUGGGCUGGAACAUCCUAAUGCAUUCACCCAAUCAGCAUGCAGUGUUCCUGGAAGACAUUGGUGCUGCUAGCUUUAGCCUCCAUUGCCAUUCAGUAUACAGCCAUUCGUACAUUCUCCACAAGGCCUCCAAGCCUGUUGUGCUCGGUGGGCUUGGUUCUAGCAAGCUGCACAACCAAUUGCAGCAUCAACGAUGUGAUGCAAAAGGGUCAGGAGACAUUCCAGAGCUGUGGGGAUGUUCUCCCCCACAUUGCUUCCAUUCCUGUCCCACCUGCCAUUCAUAAUGCCAGGAGGAGAACCAACAUCCUCAUUCUAGCCACCACACGGAGUGGCUCCUCGUUUGUUGGCCAACUGUUCAACCAGAAUCCAGAGGUAUUCUAUCUGUUUGAGCCUUUGUACCAUGUACAGUCGGCAUUGUUGCCUCGACUGGCAACAAGUCGAAACUCAGCUGAAAGAAGAUUGAUGCUGGGACCAGCCAGAGACUUGCUGAGGUCCCUAUACCAGUGUCAUCUCAGCAGCCUUGAACGUUACAUCCAGCCCCGUCCCACUCAACAUCUGACUGACAAGCUGUUCAGGAGAGGAGCUAGCCAGUCUCUUUGUUCUGCUCCCGUAUGCGAGGCUUCCCUCAGCCCUAAGGAGCAAAAACUUGUGCUGGCUGAUGAGGGGGAGUGUGUGAAGAAGUGUAGUCCACUUAAUAUAUCACUUGCAGCCAGUGCCUGCAGAACAAGGCAUCAUGCAGCCAUCAAGACUGUUCGGAUUCCUCAAAUCAGUGACCUACGAGCACUCAUUGAAGAUCCAAAGCUCAACCUGAAGGUGGUCCAGCUGGUUCGAGAUCCGCGGGGCAUCUUGGCAUCUCGUAUUGAAACAUUUAGAGACACUUAUAGGUUGUGGCGUCUAUGGAGAGCGACUGGACGCCGCCCCCAUAACUUAGAUCUGAGUCAGAUCAACACAGUGUGUGAGGAUUUCCUUCAGUCCGUGUCCACAGGACUUGCCAGACCUCGGUGGCUCAAAGGAAGGUACAUGCUCCUAAGGUAUGAAGACUUGGCCAGGUUUCCCCUCCAGAAAACCAGAGAGUUGUACACGUUUCUUGGUUUGGUUCUGGAGUCCAGUGUGGUGGACUGGAUCAUCAACAACACUCGAGGCAGCAAUGAUCUGUCAACGCGGCAGAAAUUCACCACAGUUCGGGACUCGGCAGCAAACGCAGAGAACUGGAGGGUGAAGCUCUCCUUCGACUUAGUGGUUUACACCCAAACCGCCUGUAAACCACUUCUGGGGCUUCUUGGAUACAAGACCGUCCUCCACCCAAGAGAACUGAUUAACCUCUCCCACUCUUUAGUGGAGGACAGGAGGUUCCUCCCAUUUUCGUAAACUACUGAGAAGCAUGAUCCAUCAUGAGAGGACACCACUGUCGUCUCUGGAGAAGAUGAAAUGUAAUCAAAACCUCAUUCUGGUCUCUAUGAAUCCAAAUUUUUUCCCCCUACCCCUCCGGCUCCUCCCUACCCCUACAUUUAGCCCUCCAAGCAGGGAGUUAUGGAAAACUAUUGUCUUCAAAUCAUCACAACCACUCCAGGAUGCCAUCAAUAGUUGCCGGUGAGAUAUGUUAGCACGUAGUUGCCAGCGCUUGGAAAAUACACAACAUUGUUUUUUUAUCUUUAAUAAGUCAUCCAAAAGAAAAAGUCAUUACUUACAUUUAACUGUGAACUUCUGUGCUUCAGAGCACACCACAUGAAGAAAUGCGUUUCACUUCUGUGACACAGAUCACCCUACAGGCCGAGGGAUAGCCAGUCCUAAGUCACUGCUGCCACCCCAUAAAAAAUGUUCGGCCACAACCACAACUCCAAUGCCCCUACAAUUGGAGCAAUUGGGAGGAGCCAGAGAGGUAGCGGAGGAAUUCGUAUUCGGCCAAUCACUAUGUCUUUGGAGAAAAAAUGAACUGCGUCCCACAAUCUUUUCAACUGACAUAGUAUCAAGUUUGAUUGAUGUUAUUCUUUGAACCUGGGCAGGACCAGUUUAUUCAUGUAUUCCUUUAGCAAUCAACUACCUCUGUGCUCAGCCUUUUAUUUUAGACACUACGCCACAAACGUCAUGGUUGGGUAUUUGAAACAAAUUGGUGGCUUAUUAGAACUUCCGGACCCUCUGACCUUGUCAUAAUUUAAAAUGUUUAAUUUUGUCGUUGGAUUUUUAUGAGUUUGACCUAUUAAAACUUGAAAGAAAUUGCAAAAAA